Messenger RNA from Macadamia integrifolia, 2094 nucleotides. Its product is annotated as DNA (cytosine-5)-methyltransferase CMT2-like. NCBI's taxonomy places the organism in Eukaryota, Viridiplantae, Streptophyta, Magnoliopsida, Proteales, Proteaceae. The transcript is spliced from 14 exons. The coding region runs from base 1 to 1806 and encodes 601 amino acids. Gene Ontology annotation, cellular component: nucleus. The record is from RefSeq and is a predicted model, not a curated record. Gene Ontology annotation, molecular function: methyltransferase activity.
AUGGUUUUAAAAGUGGUGGUGGGCUGCAGGGAGAAGGGGGACCAACAGGAAGGGGGGAUAAGCUCCCAGGACCCUUCCUCCGAGGAAUCAUCAAAAUUGGAAGAGGUGUCAUCAGAGAUGAUAGAGGCGUCAUCAGAGGUCGAUGAAUCCGAGGAGCUGAUAACAGCGGUGGGCUCUCCAGGAGGUGGUUCUAUUACAGUUGCACCUUCGAUUGAAUCUUCUACCUCUCAGAGGAGGCAUAAGGGGUUACGACUUGUGUUUGACAUAACAGAACGAUCCCGUUGGACAAUGGGACCAAUUGGAUUGGGCAUAUCAGUUCCAAAUUCACUAGCCAGAGGCUUCGGAAGGCACAAACUUGUAGCAGAGGCAUUAAGGAGGGCGCCGGUUAUAGGAGAUGGCCUGCUGGAAGCUGAAGUGAUCCCCAUCUUGAACAGAGAUGGAGGAGGGAAGGGCCUUAGAAGCAGAAACUUAUACACAGAUGUGAGCGUGCGUUGGAAAGGUUAUGGUCCAAGCAGUGAUACAUGGGAACCAGUUGAAGAGCUGAGUAAUUGCAAAGAUGGAAUGAGGGAUUUUGUGAGGGAAGGACUUAAAUUAAAAAUAUUGCCACUUCCGGGAGAUGCUGAUGUUGUUUGUGGAGGGCCUCCAUGCCAAGGGAUUAGUGGCUAUAACCGAUUUAGAAAAGUUGAUGCCCCACUUGAAGAUGAAAGAAAUCGUCAAAUAGUAUUUUUCAUGGAUAUAGUGAAGUUCUUAAAGCCCAAGUUUGUUUUAAUGGAGAACGUGGUUGACAUUUUGAGGUUUGCUGAUGGUUCUCUUGGAAGAUAUGCUUUGAGUCGUUUGGUUCAUUUGAAUUACCAAGCUAGGCUUGGAAUCAUGGCUGCCGGUUGUUAUGGUCUUCCACAAUUUCGAUUGCGUGCUUUCUUGUGGGGUGCCCAUCCUUGUGAGAAUUUACCUCAAUAUCCACUUCCAACACAUGAUGUAAUUCUUAGAUAUGGUGCCCCACUUGAAUUUGAGCGCAACACCGUUGCUUAUGAUGAAGGCCAGCCCCGCAAGCUAGAAACAGCACUUUGUCUUCAUGAUGCUAUAUCUGAUCUCCCAGCUGUGACAAAUCAUGAAACUCGUGAGGAGAUUCCACAACAAAUGCGUCCAGAAACUGAGUUUCAAAACUUUAUAAGAUCAACUAAAUAUGAGAUGACGGGUUCCCUGUUGAAAGGUGAAAUAACUAAAAAAUCUGUACUGUAUGAUCAUCGGCCUCUUCCAUUAAGUGAGGAUGAUUAUUUGCGUGUCUGUCAAAUCCCAAAGAGAAAGGGAGCAAACUUUAGGGACCUCCCGGGUGUAAUUGUUGGAGCUGACAAUGUUGUUCGGUUGGAUCCAAAAAUGGAACGAGUGCUCCUGCCAUCUGGAAAACCGUUGGCUCCAGAUUAUGCUCUGAAUUUAUCCCAAGGAAAGUCUACUAGACCUUUUGCACGACUAUGGUGGGACGAGACAGUGCCAACUAUAUUGACUACGCCAGAGCCUCACAACAAGGUAACUUUACAUCCUGAGCAAGAUCGAGUACUCACUAUACGGGAAUAUGCAAGAUUGCAAGGGUUUCCUGAUUAUUACAGAUUUUGUGGGACACUAAAAGAGAGAUAUCGUCAGAUUGGCAAUGCAGUGGCAGUUCCUGUUGCAAGAGCGCUUGGAUAUGCACUGGGGAUGGCAUCACUGACGCUGACUACGGAUGAACCACUCAUGACCCUCCCGCCCAAGUUUUCCCAUUCUACUACCCUUCAAAUGGUACAGUCCACAUCUUCCGAGGUAGAAGAAUAAAAUUCAAUACCUCCCCAUUGGUGUUACUGUGUGCAGCAUGAACAUGUUUGCCUCUUUAAUUGAGUGGACAAUGUUGAGUCUUCAUGAACCCUUUUUUUUUCAUGGAGGGGCAAUAACUUAAUGUACUAACUGAAUCAGUGAGCAAGCUCUAGCAUUAGUUUCUCAAUUAUUUAAGUAACCGUGUGCAAAUUUUUUGGGCCUUGACAAGAGAGAAGACAGAUUCAAGAUCCUCUGGUAUGGUACUUGGACCGUUUGGUACUGAAUCAAUGCAUGGGUAUUAUUGUCAUA